Molecule: messenger RNA, 2638 nt
Organism: Parus major (Great Tit)
Lineage: Eukaryota; Metazoa; Chordata; Aves; Passeriformes; Paridae
Gene: DGLUCY
Product: D-glutamate cyclase
Exons: 14
Coding region: 488-2335 (615 amino acids)
Biological process (GO): glutamate metabolic process
Molecular function (GO): D-glutamate cyclase activity
Source: RefSeq, a predicted model, not a curated record
GUCCUAUGGACUUCCACUUUCUUUCCUUCUAAAUAGGACCGGAAAGAAAAAUUUCCCUCACUUUAGGAGUUUUUGUCUAGCCAAUGCCCAUCACCUUGGCUGCUGUGUGCAGUGUUAGCCGGCCAGUGCUGCCACAGGGGCAUGGGAGAGGCUGACACUGGUGGCCUUAAGCAAAGUCCCCCUGUGUUCUUGAGCUGUCUUGGUGCAAGAAAAAGCUGAGACCCAGCACAAAGAUUAGUGGAGCAGUUUCAAAGAUCUGUAGCUCGGCGUAGAUUGGGAAACAAUAUCUAAAUACCAUCCUCAUGCCCUCAUGGUUUUUUUCAAUUUCUUGAAUAAGCAUCUCUUGUCAUCUUAUAUGAAAACAACCUCUGGUGGAUCAUUUGCAGUCUCUUCUUGCUAUUGCUUUGAAGUUUCAUCAUCCUUGUCAAGAUCUGGAAGUGCAGCUCAUGAUGUGGUAGUGGCCACAAAUCAAUAGUGGGAUGAAGAGAUGCUUUUGACAGGAGGCUUGAAAUCUCUUCUUCCUCAUGUGCUAAGAAGAAUAAUCCGAUGCAACAGACUCAGUAUUAGUAAUACUUCUGGAAUGGCGGAAGGCUAUAAACAGGCCAAUGUUGUGAUUUUGCACAAGUCCCUGGCUGAUGACUUUGAGAAGUUCUGCCAUGCAAACGAUGGACCCCUGCCACUGCUGUACAGAAGUCAACCAGGUGACUGGAAAUGUCCUUCCCUGAGUACUGAUUCUGAUAUCAGAACUGACUGCCUACAGUACAGAAGAUAUGAGCAUGGAGCUUGUACUGGAUCACUGAAAAGCCUUAAGGAGUAUUCUGAACAACUCAAGGACAUGGUGACUUUUUAUUUAGGCUGCAGCUUCUCUUUCGAAAAAGCAGUCCAAAAAGCUGGCAUUCCUAUCAGAAAUGUUGAGCAAAAAUGUAAUGUAAGCAUGUACAAAACAUCUGUCCCUUGCUACAGCAUUUCUAUGUUUCACUGCAACUUAGUAGUCACAAUGAGACCUAUUCCUGAAAGCAAGUUGGAAGCAGCUGUGCUAGCAACAUCUGAAUUAAAAGAAGCCCAUGGAGCACCAAUUCACAUAGGUGACCCUGGUCUGCUGGGAAUACAAGAUCUCUCUAAACCAGACUAUGGAGAUCCAGUUCACUUUCACCCUGGUGAUGUUCCAGUGUUUUGGGCCUGUGGAGUAACAGGAGUCGAAGCAAUUAUCAACUGCAGAGCUCCUUUAGCUUUUACUCACUCUCCUGGCUGCAUGUUCAUUACUGACCUAAAGAAUGAUAAUGUCAGAUCCUUAGGAGGAGUCCCACAGGUCCACUGCAUCUCUCAAGAUCCUCUGCAUUUCAGUAUUGUGUCGGCAGAAGCAGCCCAAAAGAUAAGGACUCUAGAGACCCUAAUUGGAAUAGAUCCAGGAGAGCGGGGCAUCCUGCACCUGCAGCGCCAGGGCGAGCUGCUGAGGGCCUGCCUGGCCAUGUCCCACGCGGGGUCGGUGCUGAUAACAACGGGAUUUCCCACCCACUUCAGGCACCAGCCGCCCGAGGAGAACGACGGCCCCCCGGGAGCCCUUGCCAUUGCAGCUAUGCUGCAGGCCUUGGAGAAACAGGUUGCCAUAGUUACAGAUCAGAGAGCUAUGGAUCUGAAUAAAAAGAUUAUUGAGGAAGCUGUUCAACUAGGAAUCCUAGAGAAACCCAUCCCUCUACUGAGUUAUCAAAGGGAAAGUGCUGAUUCAGCUUUAAUGUUUUUGUGUGAGAAUGGGGAUCCUGGAAGACCUAGAUUUGAUCACCUGGUAGCAAUAGAGCGUGCUGGGAUGGCUGCUGAUGGCAAUUAUUACAAUGCCAGAAAAGUUAACAUUAAGCAUCUCGUGGAUCCCAUAGAUGAGCUAUUUUUAGCUGCACAAACCAUUCCAGGAGUCACAACAACAGGUGUUGGAGAUGGAGGAAAUGAAUUAGGCAUGGGCAAAGUAAAAGAUGCUGUAAAGAAGCACAUAAAAAAUGGAGAUGUAAUAGCUUGUGAUGUUGAAGCUGAUUUUACUGUUGUAGCUGGGGUCUCUAACUGGGGUGGUUACGCCAUGGCCUGCGCUCUGUAUGUGCUGCGCUGCUGCGAGAUCCACGAGCGCUACCUGCGCAGGGCACUCGGGCCCCCGCGCACCGAGAGCAGGAGGCUCUGGCUGUCAGCACUGCCAUCCAUCACCAAGGAAGAAAAGCUUCUGAAAACACUUGUGCAGCUCGGGGUCCGCAGUGGCAAAACUGCCAGUCUAGAGAUGGAAGUGGAUGGGCUGCCCUUCUACAACACCCAUUCACUUAUGAUUGAAAAGCUGCUGCAGGAAGCACAGCAGUGACUGCCCCGAAAGAUUUCUGCAUCAAGAGUUGCUCCCACGUCAUUUCCUUAUUCUUGAGGCUCUCACAAGGUGCAAAAGAUCAGAAAAGAUCAGAAAAAUUUUCAUCUCUGGUGUCUUGACAACGCACAGCUUUUCAUUGUUACCCUUGCAACAUCUCUGUGAAACAAGAGGAUAUAAUUCACUUGGUCUAUCUUUAUUUUCUGUAAUUUUAUAAUGGAAAAUGAAUAUUAAAUGAUAUUAUAUAAUAAGAGGUGAUCUGGAUUUUACAAAGAAAGCAUGAAAUUACAGUGAGAUAUUAUUGCA